AUGGGUAGAGACCUUGGUGUGUUGAUGGCUGGACCACUCAUGUCAUUGAUAGCGACAACUGCUCUGCCGCUGGCGGCUGCGCAGUCUGCGCAGUGGCCGCAGACAAGCGGAGGUUCUGUGAUAGGAAUCACCCUACCGGCAAGUGCCGGUGGGGCAGCAGUCGACCAGUUUCUCGGCGUCCCAUUUGCAAGGGCGGAGCGUUUUCAACCUCCCGUGGAUUUUCACGAGAAUUACACAGGAGGCAGUGUGACGGCGACCAUGUGGGGUGCGGCCUGCAUGCAGGUAGCAGGGGAUCCCACACAGACCUACGGCAGCGAGGACUGCUUGAAGGCGAACGUGUGGAGUCCACGCCUUGCUUGGCAGACGAAGAAGAAGUUGCCGGUCAUGGUGUUCAUCUACGGUGGUUCCAAUCAAUUCGGGGAGGCGGAGCCCUACAACAUGAGUGCUCUGGCCGCUUUUCACGAAGUCGUUUGUGUCUCGUUCAAUUACCGUACGGGGCCGCUGGGCUGGAUGGCUUUCCACGAAGACGUGGAGGCAAAGCGGUCUACGGGCAAUUGGGGCAUCCUUGAUAUUCAGAGUGCCCUGCGCUGGGUGCAGAAGGAGGUCGCGGCCUUCGGCGGUGAUGCCUCGCGUGUGGCCAUCCACGGACAGAGCUCUGGGGCAGGUCUCGUGGAGCUGCAGUACGUCUCGCCUCAGUCAGCAGGACUCUUCCAGGGUGCCAUCAGCGAAUCAGGUAGCCUCAGUGCUAUGAACUUGUCCCUCGCCUUGGCAAGCGCAACGAAGAUCGCAGCCAGCUUGGGCUGUGCUACAGCCACCCUGAAGGUAAACAAGACGUGCCUUGCUCUGGUUCCAGCACUCAAUCUCACUAUGACCACUUACUCGGCACCAUGGUCGCCUGUGACGGAUGGCGUUACAUUUCCAUUGGCGCCCCAGGAGUUGCUUCGUUUGGGCCGCGUCAACCCAGCAACCGUUGUCUUGGGGGCGCAGACGAACGACAGCAACUUGUUUCUCUUCCGGGAGCACACGCAGGACGGCUUGGAUCAGCCGAAUGACCGGCCUGAUGGUGCACUUAAGCCAAUGUCGGACAAGCAGUACGGCCUGCAGCUAGUUAUGCGCGUCGGGCCGCGCCUUUUGGGCAAGGCCCUCAGCUUGUACCCACCUGCCCCUGGCAGCAGCAUCUUGAACGUGCAUCAGCUCGGGAACGUUGAGUCAGACCAGAGCCAUUGCCAGAUUCGACAGCGCGCCUCCUGGUUCAACAAGGCCAGGCCUGGACGAGCCUUCACGUACCGCUUCGACUACUGGUACACCGGCAACCCGAAUUGCACUGCCGUCCCCAACUACCAUUUACCAUACCUGGGUGCUGCUCACCAAGAUGAAGUGACUUUUGUAUUGGGCCAGCCAAACUUCAUGGAGGAUGGCAGCUGCUGCGGCCUUUGGGGCCUUACCACACCGGACUGCCCACACCUCACUCGCUGCGAGGCAUGCUAUGCCCCAAACCGAUUCGGCCAUGAAGGAUAUCGUGCCUACUUCAACGACAAGGAGUGGGACUUUGCCCGAACCGUGGGCACCUUUUGGACCAAUGUUGCAGCCAGCGGCGACCCCAACUGCAGGGACAAGUGCGACACGCAAGGCUCCUGGCCGAAGUUUGCAGCGGGAGGCGACGUGACUCAGAACAUUGUGCUCAAUGCCUCGCUGCCCGGUGGCUCGAUGGCUGAAGAGACCCCACAUGGUCGCCCAGAGAUUUGCGCCUUUUGGGAUGCAGUCGCGGCUGACGUAGCGGCCGAGCAUUCAGAGCCCUUGUACGCGUGA
Messenger RNA from Symbiodinium sp. CCMP2456, 1809 nucleotides. Lineage: Eukaryota; Dinophyceae; Suessiales; Symbiodiniaceae. The record is from the annotation of a GenBank genome assembly.